Messenger RNA from Diabrotica balteata, 795 nucleotides. The record is from the annotation of a GenBank genome assembly. Lineage: Eukaryota; Metazoa; Arthropoda; Insecta; Coleoptera; Chrysomelidae.
AUGAAGUUUAGAAUUAAACAUAUACCUGCUAUUACGUCCACUACUUUAGCGAUAUUGAUCAUAAUAACGACAUCUCUAGCUUUCCACUAUGAACACAUAUCGGCAUAUGUUCCUUAUAUUAGUGACACUGGAACCAUUGCUCCUGAAAGUUGUAUAUUUGGUCAAUUCCUAAAUAUAAUUUGGGUGAUACUUUCAUUUGCAAUGUACUGCAAGUUCAGACAAGUGACAGAUAUUUUAAAUAAACACAACAUGACUCAUAAAGAAGCAUUAAAUAAAUAUACUUUCAUUAUGGGUUUAAUAGCCGGAUUUGGUAUCAGUGUUGUUGCUAAUUUUCAAGAAACUAAUUGUUUUAUAGUACACUGGAUUGGAGCAGUAAUGUGCUUUGGGUUCGGAUCUAUAUAUCUAUGCAUGCAGACUAGUAUUUACUUAGCAAUCACUCCCGUAAUUGGACAAAUGGUGUUGACAAAAAUAAGGAUUGUGAUCUCAGCUUUAUCAGUUAUAACGUUUAUAAUAUUUUUUGUUUGUGCGAUGAUUUCCUACACUAAGUUCAAAGGCACUAGUUAUCUACACUGGAAAUACGAAGAUGGUGGUUAUGAAUUACAUUUAAUCAGCAGCGUUACAGAAUGGUUAUGUGCUGCAUCCAUAAUGACAUAUGUAAUGUUAUUUAAGAAAGAAUUUGAAAAUACUGUAGUUCAUGAACCACUAAUCGAUACCGGCUUAAUAAAACCAAAUAACCAGUUGAAACGAACUUCCAGUAAUACAACAACUGAGGAGUUGAGUAAAUGAGUAAUAAAC